Molecule: messenger RNA, 537 nt
Organism: Eruca vesicaria subsp. sativa (arugula)
Lineage: Eukaryota; Viridiplantae; Streptophyta; Magnoliopsida; Brassicales; Brassicaceae
Source: the annotation of a GenBank genome assembly
AUGGAUAACAAGUUGUUUCUUGGAACCCUAAUAUGUCUAAGCCUUGUGAUACACGCCACCAGCAUCAACGACGACGACAACCCUUUGAUAAACCAUUACGCUGAUUACGAAUCAAUCCAUCCCAGUGAGUAUUACAGCUCAGAUUUCGAACUCAAAGACGGAACCAAUGUGAUCUUCGAAGCUAUCAACGAACUAAAAGGUAUGAAGAAACCAAAAGCAGGGUUUGAGUGCAGCAUUGGCAGAAAACAUUGGACUAGGUCUCUCCCUGGAGACAUGUUCUACGCAAAGUUCUUCUUUUACAGGAUUAACCCUAACGCAAAGGUGGUUAACCGGUGUCAUUUCCGGUCUAAUUUGGGUUAUGUUAAUAUCAAUAUCGAGAUAACACCGGCGCUUGGAAGAAAGUGUCCUGGAUACAGAUGCGUUUUAGCGAUUAGACGUGAAGGUCUUUUGAUGAAAGAUACUAAUGAGCUUUAUCCUUGGACUCCUUGGCCUCAUCGUCAUAUUCAACCUAAGUUGCCUAAGAUGAUCACUAAUUAA